AUGGUCCUCCUGGGGCGCGAGUCCUUCUCGAAUCCUGCUCGGAUAAUUAGUAUGGGAUUGCUACUCCUAGAUUUGACGCGUUUCCGCGAGUCUCUCUCGCCAAAAAGUCUGGCUGUCCAGGCCUUCUUGAAACCGAUCGCCAGGUCCGAUUUCAGCAACGGGCCAGCUCCUCGCCCAGCGAUCGCCAUGUCCCUCGGCCCGCUACUCACAGACUUCACGCCACCCGACGACUGCACCGCAUCUUCCGCCCUUCAUUGGGUCAAGGCCGAGGCUGCCUUCUACUGGCUGCAUGAGCGGCCGGCCAGUCAUCUUGCUCUUCUAUUCUCACCAGAACCAGUACUAUGCCUGGUCCAGGGAUACGCCCCAUGGGCUACGCUCGCGCGUGCGAAUUCGUCUCGACAGAUCGCCGUACCGAGAUAG
Messenger RNA from Durotheca rogersii, 420 nucleotides. RefSeq lists its product as uncharacterized. The record is from RefSeq and is a predicted model, not a curated record. Bases 1 to 420 code for a protein of 139 amino acids. Lineage: Eukaryota; Fungi; Ascomycota; Sordariomycetes; Xylariales; Xylariaceae. The transcript is spliced from 3 exons.